This is a messenger RNA of Pungitius pungitius (ninespine stickleback), 2133 nucleotides long. It is a transcript of the gene dnajc3a, whose product is annotated as DnaJ (Hsp40) homolog, subfamily C, member 3a. The record is from RefSeq and is a predicted model, not a curated record. Gene Ontology annotation, molecular function: protein-folding chaperone binding; misfolded protein binding. Gene Ontology annotation, biological process: protein folding in endoplasmic reticulum. Bases 513 to 1715 code for a protein of 400 amino acids. Gene Ontology annotation, cellular component: endoplasmic reticulum. Lineage: Eukaryota; Metazoa; Chordata; Actinopteri; Perciformes; Gasterosteidae. The transcript is spliced from 12 exons.
CUGGUCCAGGAGAAGCGAUGGCGAAUAAAUAGCGGCCAACACAUGGGACGGUUGAGAAGAAAGCGAAACGUUAGAACGAAAAAAAAAAAAAAAAAACACUACAAAAAACACCUGCUGGCGUGUGUGAGACAAGGAGAAGUGGACCUGUCUGAUGCGAGGCUAAACCAUGGUUUCCAGUUUGCUGACUUACGUCCCAUAUGUUCUUGUUUUGAUUGACAUGAGAUAUGCAGGAGUGAAAUGUGGCAAGGACGGAGGAGUGGACAGUCAUAUGGAGAUGGGGAAGAAGCUGCUCGCCGCUGGCCAGCUAGCCGAUGCCUUAUCUCAUUUCCAUGCAGCUGUGGACGGAGAUCCUAAGAACUACUUGGCCUACUACAGGAGAGCUACAGUGUUUCUAGCCAUGGGCAAGUCAAAGUCUGCGCUGCCUGAUCUAAGCAGAGUUAUUGAACUCAAACCAGACUUCACAUCUGCCCGCCUUCAGAGAGGAAAUCUCCUUCUGAAGCAGGGGGGACUGGAUGAGGCAGAGAGUGACUUUAAGAAAGGGGGGACUGGAUGAGGCAGAGAGUGACUUUAAGAAAGUGCUGAAAUCCAACCCCAGCGACAAAGAGGAGAAGGAAGCCCAGAGUCAGCUGAUAAAGGCGGAUGAAAUUCAGCGUCUGGUGGCUCAGGCACGCAGCAGCUUCAACAGCAAGGAUUAUGGGACCGCUGCUGCCCAGCUUGACACUAUCAUUGAAACUUGCGUUUGGGAUGUGGCCUCUCGUGAGAUGCGAGCAGAGUGUUUCAUCCUAAUGGGAGAGAUGGGGAAAGCCGUCAGUGACCUCAAAGCCGCAUCCAAGUUAAAGAAUGACAACACCCUGGCUUUCUACAAACUCAGCACCAUCUACUACAAUCUCGGAGACCAUGAGAUGUCCCUCAACGAGGUUCGUGAGUGCCUGAAGCUUGAUCCUGAUCACAAACAGUGUUACAGCCAUUACAAGCAGGUCAAGAAGCUGAACAAACAGAUCCGGUCUGCAGAGGAACUCAUUCAAGAGGAGAGGUACGAAGACGCUGUGAGCAAAUAUGAGGCUGUAAUGAAGACCGAGCCCAAUGUGCCCCGCUUAUCUCUUCUUGCCAAGGAGCGCAUGUGCCAUGCAUUAGCUAAGGUUGUGUGCGAUGAACAGGGCCAGCAGGGUAGCCGAGCCGUGUCCGUGUGUGGAGAAGUCCUCCGGUCUGAUCCGGAGAACGUCAACGUGCUGAAGGACCGAGCUGAGGCCUACGUCCAAGAGGAACAGUACGAGGACGCAAUUAGUGACUACGAAGCGGCGGCGAAACACAGCGAGAACGACCGUCAGAUAAAAGAAGGCCUGGAGAGGGCUCAGCGGCUCCUCAAGCAGUCCAAGAAGAGGGAUUAUUAUAAGAUCCUGGGAGUGAAGAGAACGGCCCAGAAAAAGGAGAUUAUCAAAGCCUACAGGAAGCUGGCACAACAGUGGCAUCCAGACAACUUCCAGGAUGAGGAGGAGAAAAAGAAGGCUGAGAAGAAGUUCAUCGACAUCGCUCAGGCUAAAGAGGUCCUCACUGACCCAGAGAUGAGAGCCAAGUUUGACCAGGGGGAGGAUCCCAUGGAUCCGGAGAGCCAGCAGGGUCAUCAUCAUCAUCACUUCCAUGGAGGCCACCAGGGCUUUCAGGGCUUCAAUCCGUUUGGCUCCGGAUCCUUCAACUUUAAAUUCAACUACAACUGAGGAUGCAAAGCUGGAGCACGUUGUCCACAUUCCUCCUCAUUUCAAAUGGAGAUCACUGGAAUGACUCUCACAAAGAUGUGGAGCAAAUUGUGAUUUUUAGUUUUCAGUGACCUUAAUUAAAAUAUUCAUCUUUAUAGUUGAAUUCCGUUUGGGGGAAACUACUAUCUGACAAGUGUGAAGCUGCUUUUAAGUGAAUUCAUUCUAACACAAGCAUCCUUUCAAAGUAUUGUUCACACUAUUGAUACCCAUUCUUAAGAUUCAAUUUCUACAUAGGUUCAGUUCUAUUUUUAUAUGAAUGGAGUUCAUUGAGAUGUAAAUAAAGACUUAUUUAUGUACCUUUUUUAAAAGGCAAGAGUGAUUGAAGGAAAGUUUGGAAGGCUUUUUUACGGUUUAAAAAAAAAAAAAGGCCUUUAGAAAU